AUGAAUCAUGUUAAUGCAUAUGGCUUAAUACGUGGAUUGCAGUUUGCAAGUUUUAUAUUCCAAUAUUAUGGUUUAAUUCUUGAUUUGUUGGUUCUUGGUUUGCAAAGAGCUUCUGAAAUGGCUGGGCCACCACAUAUGCCAAAUGAUUUCUUACAAUAUCGUGACGUUGCUACAGAAACUAGACAUCCAAUAAGAUUGUAUUGUCGUUAUAUAGACAAAAUUCAUAUCUUUUUCCGAUUUAGCGCUGAUGAGGCAAGAGAUCUUAUACAACGUUAUUUAACUGAACAUCCUGAUCCUAAUUCAGAAAAUAUUGUAGGAUAUAAUAACAAAAAAUGUUGGCCAAGAGAUUGUAGGAUGAGAUUGUUUAAGAGUGAUGUAAAUGCAGGAAGGGCAGUAUUUUGGGACAUAAAAAACCGAUUGCCACGCUCACUUACGACUAUUGAAUGGGAAGAUACUUUUUGUAGCGUCUACUCCAAAGACAACCCUAAUCUUUUAUUUUCAAUGUGUGGGUUUGAAGUCAGAAUUCUUCCAAAAAUCAGAAGUAUCAAUGAAGAAUUUACUCUAAAAGAUGGUGUUUGGAAUUUGAUUAAUGAACAAACAAAAGAGAGAACUGCUCAGGCAUUUUUACGUGUUGAUGAAGAAUCAAUGCAGAAAUUCCACAAUCGUGUCCGUCAAAUUUUGAUGAGUUCUGGUAGUACUACAUUCUCAAAAAUUAGCAAUAAAUGGAACACUUGUCUUAUUGGGUUGAUGAGUUAUUUCAGGGAGGCAGUUGUUCAUACCAAAGAACUAUUGGAUAUUAUUGUAAAAGCCGAAAACAAGAUUCAAACUCGUAUUAAAAUUGGUCUCAAUUCAAAAAUGCCAAGUAGAUUUCCUUGUGUUGUCUUCUACUGCUUUGGAGAAAAUACACCAGUAAUGUUGAAGAACGGUUCGCUAAAAAUGGUUCAAAAUAUUGAGAUAGGUGAUAAAGUCCUUGGCGAAAACCAUAUCGGAUAUAAAGUUGUGCAUACAGUUAGUAACGAAGGACAAUUAUAUUUGAUCAAAGAACAAUUUGGGCAUUACAUCAAAAUAAAUGAUACUUGUGCACACGAGAAUAAAAUAUUGCCUCUCAAAGAUUCAAUCUUUGAUGAAGAUGGAUUUGUUUGUAACGAGAAUCAUAUUCUUGUUUUGCGUCCAAAUAUAAAAAGUAAACUAUAUCCAGCAUUUACUUGGGAGGUUACUGUAAAACAAUAUCUUAAAUGGAAAAAAACGUACCCUCAUUUGGCCAAUAUCAUGGUCCUUUAUCGUUCGCCUCUUGUUGAAUGGGCAGAAUCUGUAUUAAAUCUGGAACAAAUAAUCGAGAAUGCGUAUUUGAAAACAGGAAAUGAGAAACACAAUCAACGAAUUUCAGUGGAAGAUUUAUGUUGGUUGAUUGGUUUUUGGCUUGGCAGCGAAAGCUUUAAUAUGCAAUCAAUAGCAUCUGAUGAUUUCCGAACACGAUUUUGGUGGCAUUGA
This is a messenger RNA of Entrophospora sp. SA101, 1491 nucleotides long. The record is from the annotation of a GenBank genome assembly. Lineage: Eukaryota; Fungi; Glomeromycota; Glomeromycetes; Entrophosporales; Entrophosporaceae.